Molecule: messenger RNA, 878 nt
Organism: Physella acuta
Lineage: Eukaryota; Metazoa; Mollusca; Gastropoda; Physidae
Product: ADP-sugar pyrophosphatase
Biological process (GO): ribose phosphate metabolic process; nucleoside phosphate metabolic process
Molecular function (GO): ADP-ribose diphosphatase activity
Source: RefSeq, a predicted model, not a curated record
UUAUGUUUUGAAAAAUGUUUCCUUGUUUUUAAACAAUUAAAUUAAAACUUUUCAGUAAUAAAUGAAGACAAGCGAUGUUUCCAACAGAUGCAACCAUGCUCAUUUACUAUUUUACUAUAGCAGUCAUCUUAUCUAUAUAUAUAAUUUUCUUCUGGAAGACGCUAGAAAACAAGCUGUAAGCGCGCUCCGUACCACCCGCACCCCUACAUGGUCUGAUUUUAAGUUUGUUAUCUGUGUUAACAUCAAGAGCUAAUUACAUCUAAAAUAUUUCAAGAAUCAUGACAUGUAAAGAACCAAAUGAUUAUAAUUUAGCAAAAGCUAAGCACAUUCACACUGAGGAAGUAGCUAAAGGAAAAUGGAUAGCUAUGAAUAUUAUAUCCUACUUGGAUCCAACAGGAAAAGAAAGAAAAUGGGAAGGUGUUACAAGAACUACAAAAUCUAAAACAGAAGCUGAUGCUGUUGGUAUGAUAACACUAUUUAAAGAUCCAGUACAAAAUUGUGAUUGUGUUGUACUCAUUCGUCAGUAUAGGCCUGCUAUACAUUCAACCACUGUUGAAUUUCCUGCAGGAUUAAUUGAUGCUGGUGAAACAGCCGAGGUUGCUGCUAUCAGGGAAAUGAAAGAAGAGACAGGUUUAACAGUAACGGUGAAGCAUGUAUCACCAGCUACUGCCACAGAUGCUGGUGUGCUGGACACCACUAUGAAAAUGGUAACUUGUGAGGUGAACUUAAAUGAUCUCAAAGAGCACAAUUUGAAACCAAGUGUUGGAGGAAAUGCCACAUAGCCUGGAAAAAAUUGUCCCCCAACACUUAAAAAUACACACAAGAAAACUGUCACCACACACUGGAACCAUGUCACAAACAAGGGAGCAUCAAGCUGG